AUGUCAGAAGCAGCCACCGCCCAAGAUAACUCUCAGGAGGCCCAACAGGCCGAUUUUAAACAAGGAGGUACCCCCGAAAAAGCGACCUCACAAGAGCCCGAAGAGGAGGAACAGGCAUCCGAAACUUUGUAUAUUCAAAAUCUCAACGAUAAAGUCAAACUAGCAUUCGUCGAUGUGGUCGCCCAUCGUAAUCUCCGGAUGCGUGGACAGGCCUUUGUAUCGUUUCUUACCACGGAUGUCGCUCAGAAGGCUAUGAAAGAAGUGAACAAAUUUCCCCUCUACGGAAAACCCAUGCAAAUCACGUUUGCCAAGACACGCUCAGAGGCAGUCGUGAAGGCGCUGUCCCCUGCCGAAUUCGAGGCGUUUCAUGUGGAACGAAUCAAACAAAAGAAAAGAUCUCGAUGGGACAAUCCGGUUCGAAAGAAGCUCAAGAUGAAGAAGGAUGCUCUUGCGACAGGUGUUAUGCCAGACACUGGGGCCGCUGGACCCAGAAGGCCCACAGUGCAAAUGCCUGACGAGUACUUGCCUCCUAAUAAGAUUCUCUUCGUUCAAAACCUGCCUCAAGACAUCACGAAGGAAGCACUUAUGCUCCUAUUUUCUCCGUACAAAAAGGAUAUCGCUUUUAUCGAAUACGCCGAUGAAGGGAGCGCUACAGUUGCCAAAGAUGCUCUCCACAAUUCCAAACUUGGAGAAGGGAAGAUAAAGAAAAUGAAGCGGUAUUUCUACGGUGCCUCUGUUAUCUCCUUUGGGAGGCAAUUUGUUCGGGCCAGAGAGAUUAGCCUACUGUCUCACUGA
Molecule: messenger RNA, 795 nt
Organism: Acaulospora colombiana
Lineage: Eukaryota; Fungi; Glomeromycota; Glomeromycetes; Diversisporales; Acaulosporaceae
Source: the annotation of a GenBank genome assembly